AUGGCCGUGGAGUUUAUCACUCCUUUCUCUGUGUUUCUUUUCUUUCUCUCUUCUUGUCAAGCCGAGGCGGAGAACUACAGUGAGGCUCAAUGCAAGGUCUUAACGGUUGGAGAAGGGACUGCGUCCAAAUUCCGCGUUAAGGCUUCCGAGAAGGGUGUCAGAUUAGUCUACUUGAAUUUGACGUUCAGUACCGACAGCUACCUUCCCUUAAAAAACGAGUUUCUCCCAAAUAGAUGGGUUUGGGCGAGUUUGAUCAGCGAGCCAAUGUUGUCUAUGUCUUACGACUAUGACAUUUUGUCUUUGGGCCUCCUUAAAUACCAAACAAUGGAUGUGCAGUUGGAAGAUCAACCAAGCGGAUGCCUUGCGAACUUCAACUCAUCAUGUCAAAACAAGGUAGUUGGAAGAGCGCUUCUGAAUAUGACACAAUUAAACUCAGGUGAACCUCGAGAUAGGAAUGUUGUUUGUGUUGCAAUUAUUGAAAAUUAUUUUAAAGACUUUUUAUGGAGCUUUUUUGAUGGAAAUGUCAAAUUCCGGUGCUGUGAGAUGAGAAAACAAGAAACCGAGGAGUCUGCUUACAUUCAAUGUGAGCUGGAGGUUCAAGUUAGCGGUUGGUUCAAAGCUUUUAAUGGUACCCUCAACCUUUUGACUGUGCUAAUGAUGCUUUAUUGUCCAGCGUUUCUCCUUUUUCUUCCGGAUUCCAUUUUCAAUCUUCAAGAGGAGUGUAAAAGAGAAGAGCGACGCGAAAAGGAGCAACAAUCAGAAGACAGCCAUCAUCGACAGAGCAAUCAACAAAGAAGCAGGUACGGAUCAACCGAUGAAGCUUCAGCAAAUAUCAAUGCAGAAAAUAACGACUCAGAUCCUUCUGUAACUUUAGCUAUUCUGACUCAGAGUCAGCAAGCUAAUUCCCAAAUAGGCGAAGAUACAUCAAACAAACAUGUGCAAAGUCUACUUUAUUUAGACGAACCAAAUCCAAUUACCUUCUCUUAUUUUCUCAGAACCUAUACUAAAGAACGUACAGAAUUAUUUUCAUUUCAUUCCAAAUUUGCAUUUCUCUGGUACUGUGUUAUUCCAAUUUUUGUGUACCUAAGAUUAGGAUUAAACUACAUUGUAGAAAGUAAAUUUAUGGAGGAGGUGCAUAAAAACCAACGGCAUCUCUGGUAGGACGGUUCUUUUCAUAUCUUUUCGAUGUUCAACGUUUAGUCAGAACGCUUAUGGCUCUCGCUCCUUUGAUUUUGAUUUUAUUUUCAAGUCCUAAGGAUUUCCUAAUUACUGUCACAGAGGACAUUAGACAAGUUAUAUGCCCUGUUUGCAGAGAAUAUACGGUUUCAGCAGGAGAGGAUAUGCUCCGACACUUAAGAAAAUUAGCAGUAAACAGUUGCAAGUUAGCUUCGUGUUUAAUUAACUUUCACCAAAAAGCACUAGCAAAAUCUAUAAAGUUCUUUACACAUUGCGCUAUUGAGAAAAUGGGUCCGCCAUGGAAACGAGCUAAAACUCCUUUCAUUGCUUUGUGGGUGUUAUUCUGGGAUGUUGUCUUAGUCAUAGUUGUUGGUGUCAUUUUAGGAGGAGUAUGCUUUUGUGUAUUGUUAAUAGGUUUAGUCUUUCUCAUUUGUUGCUAUUCACCGUGGGGUAGUCUCAUGCUUGUCUGUUUAAGGAAACUUAAGCAAAUGUUAAAAAAAUGGAACCUUGAAGUAUUCAACCAAUACCGUCAUUGUCUCAUACUGAUGUUCAUCGGUGUUCAAAUUUCUCUAGUUGGUUUUCAGCUACUCCUAAUGGUAAUAUUAACAGACUGCUGUUUGGUAGGGGGCAUUUCUUGUCGAUGUAUCACUCGCAUGUUUGGCUUAGUUACUUUAGGUCUAGUGUUAAAUGCGUCAAUCGCGGGCCCAUUCUUAGCACUCUCUAUCGCUGCUUUAACAAACAUUUAUCUAUGCUACUAUAAUCUGCAAAUGUACUACCGAGAUGUGAAAGAAAUGAUUUCGGAGAAGUGGCAGACUCUUGAUGGAAAACGCGAGCACGGUGCAAUUCCAGAAGAUCUAUUUUGGCGCAUUUGCAGUGAAGCGUCAAAUCCAAAUAAGGCAGUUCCACCAGUUAGGGGUGAAGUAAACCGCAUGCUUAGCAAUAUGGCUAUCAUUUUGAUAUUUCUAUUUUUGGUUUUCUGCUCUGUAUUUCUGGUGACUGAUGCGAGCAGUAUGUCAGCAGUGCCAUCAACGAUUGCUGUGUUUUUAAGCGGAGCUAUUCCUAGCUUACUUUUCAAGGGAAUGACACACGGAAAGCGAUUUACGGGUGAGACAAGGGUGAGAAUGAUUAGAGAAAUCGAGGAGGCGGUUAUAAAGUACAAGGAAAAUACCGCGGUAGAGUUG
Messenger RNA from Pocillopora meandrina, 2357 nucleotides. The record is from the annotation of a GenBank genome assembly. NCBI's taxonomy places the organism in Eukaryota, Metazoa, Cnidaria, Anthozoa, Scleractinia, Pocilloporidae.